AUGACCAAAUGGCUGAGUGUUCGAGUUUUAUGCAUGUUCGGCGCGCACCAGAAUACUUGCCCCCUCAUUCCCUCGCGCUGGCUCUGUUCCGCCUCAUAUUCUCUCAUUCGCACCCUCCUGCGGGACGCGGGCGCUCACCGCUCGUUAGCGCGGACUCAUGAGGGCGCGUCAGAUGCAUGCGGACUCAGACCCAGCAGCCCUCACAAUGACGCGAAUACAUCACUCGCAGAUGUAGCGAGUCACCAUCACCCGCAGAAGGAGCGAGUCACCAUCACCCGCAGAAGGAGCGAGUCACCAUCACAAGCAGAAGGAGCGAGUCACAUCAUCAAUCAGCAUCACCCGCAGAAGGAGCGAAUAACCAUCACCCGCAGGAGUGAGUCACCAUCACCUGCAGAAGAAGCGAAUCACCAUCACCUGCAGAAGGAAAGGAAGCGAGUCACCAUCACCCCAGAGAACAGCGCGUCACCAUCACCCGAGAAGGAGCGAGUCACCAUCACUCGCAAGGAGCGAGUCACCAUCACCCGCAGAAGGAGCGAUCACAUCACCCGCAGAACGGAGCGAGUCACCAUCACCUGCAUAAGAGCGAGUCACCAAUCACCCUGCAGAAGGAGCGAGUCCAUCACCCGCAGAAGACCGAGUCACCAUCACCUGCAGAAGGAGCGAGUCACCCGCAGAAGGACGAGUCACAUCACCCGCGAGAAGGAGCGAGUCACCAUCACCCGCAGAAGGAGCGAGUCACCAUCACCCGCAGAAGGAGCGAGUCACCAUCACCCGCAGAGGGAGCGAGUCACCAUCACCAGCAGAAGAAGCGAGUCACCAUCACCCGCAGAAGGAGCGAGUCACCAUCACGGCAGCAAAGGAGCGAGUCACCAUCACCCCGCAGAAGAAGCGAGUGCACCAUGCACCGCAGAAGGAGCGAGUCACCAUCACCCGCAGAAGGAGCGAGUCACCAUCACCCCAGAAGGAGCGAGUCUCAUCACCCGCAGAAGAAAGCGAGUCACCAUCACCCCAGAAGGAGCGAGUCACAUCAUCCGCAGAAGAGCGAGUCACCAUCACCCGCAGAAAGAGGAGUCACCAUCACCCGAGAGGAGCGAGUCAUCACCAUCACCCGCAGAGGAGCGAGCGAGCGAUCACCAUCACCCGCAGAAGGAGCGAGUCACCAUCACCGCAGAAGAGCGAGUCACCAUCACCCACGAGCAGAAGGAGCGAGUCACCAUCACCGCAGAAGAGCGAGUCACCAUCACCGCAAAGAAGCGAGUCAACCAUCACCCGCAGAAGGAGCCGAGUCCACCAAUCACCGCAGAAGAGAAGCGAGUCACCAUCACCAUGCAGAAAGAGCGAGAUCACCAUCACCCGCAGAAGAAGCGAGGUCACCAUACCCGCAGAAGGAGAAUCACCAUCACCCGCAGAAGGAGCGAGUCACAUCACCCGCAGAAGAGCGUCAGAAGGAGCUCAUCACCCGCAGAAGGAGCGAGUCACCAUCACCCGCAGAAGGAGCGAAUCACCAUCACCCGCAGAAGGAGCGAGUCACCAUCACCCGCAGAAGGAGCGAGUCACCAUCACCCGCAGAAGGAGCGAAUCACCAUCACCCGCAAAGGAGCGAAUCACCAUCAACCCGCAGAAGGAGCGAUCACCCAUCACCCCAGAAAGAAAUCACCAUCACCCGCAGAAGGAGCGAGUCACCAUCACCCGCAGAAGGAGCGAAUCACCAUCACCCGCAGAAGGAGGUCACCGCAUCACCAUCACGCAGAAGGAGCGAGUCACCAUGCAGAAGAAGCGAGUCACCAUCACCCGCAGAAGGAUCACCAUCACCCGCAGAAGGAGCGAAAUUACCAUCACCCGCAGAAGGAGCGAGCAGAAGGAGUCACCAUCACCCGCAGAAGGAGCGAGUCACCAUCACCCGCAGAAGGAGCGAAUCACCAUCACCCGCAGAAGGAGCGAAUCACCAUCACCCGCAGAAGAAGCAAGUCACCAUCACCCGCCGAAGGAACGAGACACCAUCACGUCGACAGUGUAGCGUAUAGUGACUCAUUCCAGCCAGUCCUCCUCGUCGGAGUCCGCUGUCAGAUUCUGCAUUAG
Penaeus vannamei (Pacific white shrimp) is the source of this 2079-nucleotide messenger RNA. The record is from RefSeq and is a predicted model, not a curated record. Lineage: Eukaryota; Metazoa; Arthropoda; Malacostraca; Decapoda; Penaeidae.